CGAGUUUAGAUAUUGCAAUUAUUGUUUUAUCAUUGUACAGCAUCGUUUAAGGACUGAAAUAGGAGCACCCAAACACAACAACCAGCCGGACGGCUUAUCUGUCAGUCAUACCGUGGAGAUUUCCAUAAAUCUGUGGUUUUAUUGAACCGCGUGCAGAGCGACCGGACUGGUGCACCAGUGGUUGUUCUGUAACACAGUAGGUGAAGCAUAUUUCCCCAAGUGAAGGGUAGUACUUCUACAAUGAAAGGUAAUCGCUAAGCCCCACAGGUCCCAAGGAGCUACAUGCGGGCUGCCAUGUUGACUGUCACCCAGAGUGCAUUUGUCGACCCUUGAUCCUCUGGACUUUUGCAUAAAAAACAUGUAGAUCUUUUUUUUUUGCGAGACCACUGACUGCUAAUAUGUGUGUCAUUACGAUUCCCCCCCUUAAAUAUUAAUGCAUUUUUUGUAACAUUGUUCACAAACUGUAAUCUAACCGGAUGUGACGUCUGAUGAAUCUCAAGUGACGUCACACAUGUUUUGUUGACAUUUGUUUGCGAAAUACAUAACGCGAGAGAGACGCAAACACACAUACACACAGAGACGGUUUAUUUUGGGAAUCCAACUUAACCUCACCCAACACAUCACAGACCUCCCGAAAAACAAAUACACACACCCGCCGCAGUCCACCAUAAAACCAACGGGGAAAAGCUCAACGGGGAACCAAGUCCGACGUCUAGCGCUAGCGAGGAGCGGAGCAGGAUUGGAACAAAACAAACCGCGUCCUCCGCCGAGCGGCUGAAUCAUCCAGGGGCUAGCCAGUAGCCUGUCAGCUGGACGUGUUGACUUAGCUCUCCCCCCCCUGCAGGGGAACACCACGGCUCAGGGCGAUGUGGUGGAGCUCCGUCUAGGCUGUAGGCAGUGUUCGUUGGUUAACCUAUAGAGGAGUGCGUUUCGGCGGUGCCUGCUUCAGACCGAGCCCGGGAUGGUGGAGUGUGACCCCGACUGUCACGCUAGCACACGGCGCCGUUAGCUUGUUUUCCAAGCCCGUACAUUAUCUUAAAAAAAAAUACAAGGGACUGUAGUAUACCAAAAAAUUAAAUAAAGGGUUGAGGACUCGCUUGAUACCCCGGGGAAGUGGGUGAAGAAUGUGAAGGACAAUGGCCAACUUUGAAGCUUACCAGGAGUACCAGAGGAUUGAGGACUUUGAGGAGGACUCGCCGCCAGGGGAGGAGGAUUUGUUGGUGCAUGUGCCAGAAGGCCUGAAGGACUCAUGGCACCACAUCAAGAACCUGGAUAACUUCUUCACGAGAAUCUAUCAUUUCCAUCAGAAGAAUGGCUUUGCCUGUAUGAUGUUGUCAGAGUUCUUCGAACUGAUUCAGUUCCUGUUUGUGGUCACAUUCACAACGUUCCUCUUCAACUGUGUGGAGUAUGACAUCUUAUUCGCCAACCGGGCCGUCAAUCACACCGGGACGGGCCAGAACCCAUUGGACAGGAACAAAGUCACACUCCCUGAUGCUCUCCUGCCUAGCCAGCAGUGCACUGAGAACAUCCAGGAAAACAGCUGGAUCAUAUUCCUCCUGAUCAUGGCAGCCAUCUUCUGGAUCUACCGGCUGGUCAAAGUCUUCUGCAACAUCCUCAGCUACUGGGAGAUCCGGCAGUUCUACAUCAAAGCGUUGAAGAUUAGGAUGGACGAGCUGUGCAACUUCACGUGGCAGGAGGUUCAGGACCGGCUCAUCAGCCUGCAGCGGGAGCAGCAGAUGUGCAUCCACAAGAAGGAGCUGACGGAGCUGGACAUCUACCACCGCAUCCUGCGCUUCAAGAACUACAUGGUGGCCAUGGUCAACAAGUCCCUGCUGCCCGUGCACCUGCAGCUCCCCCUGCUGGGCGACAUCGUGUUCCUCACGCAGGGCCUCAAGUACAACUUUGAGCUCAUCCUGUUCUGGGGGCCCGGCUCGCUGUUCCAGAACAAGUGGAACCUGCACCCCAAGUACAAGCGGGCGGGCAACCGGCUGGAGCUGGCGCAGCAGCUGAGCCGCGUGAUCCUGCUGAUGGGGCUGGCCAACCUGCUGCUGUGCCCCUUCAUCCUGGUGUGGCAGGUGCUGUACGCCUUCUUCAGCUACACGGAGGUGAUCCGCCGCGAGCCGGGCAGCCUGGGCGCGCGGCGCUGGUCCCUGUACGGCCGGCUGUACCUGCGGCACUUCAACGAGCUCAACCACGAGCUGCACGGGCGGCUGGGCCGCGGCUACAAGCCCACGUCCAAGUACAUGAACUCCUUCACGGCGCCGCUCCUGUCGGUGCUGGCCAAGAACGUGGCCUUCUUCUCGGGCUCGGUGCUGGCGGUGCUGAUCGCGCUGACGGUGUACGACGAGGACGUGCUGACGGUGCAGCACAUCCUGACGGCCAUCACCGUGCUGGGCGUGGUCAUCACCGUCACCAGGUCCUUCAUCCCCGACGAGCACAUGGUGUGGUGUCCGGAGCAGCUGCUGCAGUGCGUCCUGGCCCACAUCCACUACAUGCCGGACCACUGGAGGGGCCAGGCCAACAAGGGCGAGACCCGGGACGAGGUGGCCCAGCUGUUCCAGUACAAAGCGGUAUUCAUCCUGGAGGAGCUCCUGAGUCCCAUCGUGACGCCCUUCGUCCUCAUCUUCCUGCUGAGGAACAAGUCCCUGGAGAUCAUCGACUUCUUCCGGAACUUCACCGUGGAGGUGGUCGGCGUGGGGGACAUCUGCUCCUUCGCCCAGAUGGACAUCCGACGCCACGGCAACCCAAUGUGGAUGUCGGAGGGCCGCACGGAGGCCUCCGUCUACCAGCAGGCGGAGAACGGCAAGACGGAGCUGUCGCUCAUGCACUUCACCAUCAAGAACCCGCGCUGGCAGCCCCCGCAGGACGCCUCCAUGUUCAUCAGCCACCUGAAGGAGAAGGUGCAGCAGGACGCCCAGGGCGGGCCCUCCGCCCGGCUGCUGCUGUCGGAGGCCCCGCUCUGCGGCUCGCUGCUGCUGUCCAACGAGUCCGGCUCUGGGCCUGACAACCUGCUGGCCAGCGUCCUGGCCCACCCGGUGCUGACCGCGUCGGGGCUGCCCGGCCGGGACCGCGGCUUCCUCCCGCCCAGCACGGCGGCGGCGGCGGCGGCCAGCGUCUUGGCCUCGCUGUCCGCCUCGCAGCUCCACCCCCAACCCGGCCGCAGCCACUCCCUGAACCCCCUGCCCUCCUCCCUGCACCCCGACAGCCCCCUGUACGGCAGCGACCGCACCGUCAUGGACAGCAUGUCCAACAGCGACGCGCGGUUCCGAAGCAGCACGAUGCUCUCCGAGUUCUCCUCGGCGGAGAUGAGCCUUCACGCCAUCUACAUGCACGAGGUCCACCAGCAGAGCUCGGCGCCCCAGAGGACUUCAGGGCAGGGCCAGCACCCCGUGCCCAUGAGAGAGCUCCACACCAACCCUGGUGCGCCUCACUCACACAGCCUCCACUCGACGGCCGGCCUCGCCGGGCCCGCCACCCUGGGGGGCUGGAAGGAGGAGGAAGAGGAGGAGGAGGACCAGGGAGAAGUGGAGGCGGUCGUCAGCGGGUCCGCUCCCCAACCAGACGGCAGGAGUAGCUGCUGAAGUGCCUUCUACCAUAAGUGUUUACGCUUUCCUUUACUUCAACGAACACUGUGGCCUUAGUGGAUCACCGCGGGGGGGGAAGCUUUGAUUGGACCUUUUAAAGCCGUCACUCAAGAGUUUUCAGGCGGUCGGGACUUGAUUGGACACUGACCCCCUGUUGGCGCGCCACCACGCCCCUCCUACACCGUCCCGUCAGGCGAAACAUGGCAGGGAAAAAACAAGUCUUCCAUCGUCUUUCUUCAUCUCUAUGCCAUGACUCAGUAUGUAUUUAUAAAUGUUGCCCUCUAAUCCUACGGAGUGUUUUGUGCGUGCGUGUGUGUGCGUGUGCGUGCGUGUGUGUGUGUUUGUGCGUGUGCGUGUGAGCGAGAGAGAGAUGCAGGGCUGAUCACUACAGUGUCCAAUGCAACCUGCAUAUCAACAGACAUUGACGUUGCAGCAGAAGGAGCUCUCCGACCCGUUCAGUGUUGAGGCGGUGAUCUCUGUCUCUCAGAGCGUUGGAAGCAGCAUCCCCUUUCACUUUUCCUUUGAAGAGCAAGAAGGUCUAUUUUCUCAUUUUUUUUAUCUCUAGUAGACUUUAUGAGCUUUUACCUGUUGCUCAUCUAGAUCGUUUUGCUUUUCUGCAUCGCCGGAGGGCCUCUGAGAGAGGACAAGCAGUGAGGCGUGGGCUGCCGUGCAAUCUGAGGGGUCGUUUAUGCAUAUUUUAUCAGACUUGACAACGGGCCUGCCGGGCUUGAGUAUAAUAGGACUUUAAACUGGAGGAAACGUAUGCUUUAAAGCUGCUCCUUUUUUUAUUUUGGUCCUCAAAAUGUACCAAUUGAGACCUAGUAUUACUAUCUCUGAAACCUUCUAUAUAUUGAUUGCCGCUAAGACAGGAUUCAAAGUGCCAUUUAAAAGUCACGUUACAAUUUAAUCCAGAAAGUAAUAUGAUUAGGCAGUUGUUUGUUAGCAUAAACACAAAUAACCCGCUAAAGCUAACCACAAUAGGUAGGUCUGAAGUAGAUGAGGUCUACACUGAAUGUUUUUAAUGUGAAUCCUAGACGUCAGGAGGAUUGGUUCUAUUAUUUCUGCUACAGUACAAUUAUUCAUCAGGCAGAUCUUGGGAAAUUAUAUCAACACAUCUAUGUAUCAAAGUCUGCAUUACAGAAUGCAGUUCAAAGAUUGCAACGCAAAGGCUUUUAAGGAUAAGUGUAUGUACUAACUUUGAUUUUCCAUAUUCUGAAUACAAUAAUUGCCCUCUCCCCACCCCUUAAAAAAGAUUAUGCAAACGUUGGAUAUUUGUGAUAGAGAUUUGAUCACAGUGAUUGUAAGGUUGUGAGCUGCUCAGCAAAUGAUUAUGGUUUGCUUGUGAAACAGCAUGUUCUCUUUGCUUUGAGCUUUUCAGGUAGGUUUAGUCUAAAAUAAUAACAAUUAUAUAAUUUCUCAUCAAUCAGGUCAUUUUAUCUUAUAUUUAUUUGAUUGUGUACAUUAUUUCAUAUUUCUUCAAAAUAUUGAUUUAUCUUAAAUUCAACUGUUUUUUCGAGACAUAACAUUGAACAGGCAAUAUUGUGAUAGGUGAAAUUCAUGCACAAGAGCUUUAUUUUCAGUUAAACUGAAAAUAAAGCUAAUUAGAUCAGAAUGCGUUUUGCGCUACUCUUCACAUGUGCUCCAUUGAAAACGUAGAAGGUGUGUCUACUUGCAUUGCUUCCUAAACCAUUAUCCUGUAUUCUGUUAUACCACUGUCAGACUUCUGAGAGCAAAGCAAUGGUAUCGCUCUCCCAAGUGCUGCUUUGUGUUUUGUAACGUGUUUGUGUUUGUGUGCGUUUGGUGUUUUUGAAAGAAUAGGUUUUUGACAUAGGCUGCACAUUUAUAAUAUCACACGACUCAGCAUUUUGCACUGACGGAAGGAGAAAAGACGUUUUCAAAAGUCUGGUGUAACUUGCAUCAGCGGCGUCGUUUCAAGUGGAUUGUGUCUCCGGAAAGGGACAGAUAGUUAGUUUCCCGCCCAUGAAUGACCUCGCUCACUGUUUGUGUGUGUGUGUGUGUAUAUAUAUCUAUAUAUAUGAGCAUCGCAUCGAGAUCGCCGUGGUCGUCCUCACCGAGCGAUCCGCAAAGCACUGUGGCUGUCGUGUACCUCUGGUUUCGUGAACGUUUUCACAUGACACAAGACGACGUGUCACACCGUGGAGUAUUUCUUUCUGUUGGAUUUGUUUUGAAGCUUAUGUUUACAGACUUGUAGACAGUUGGAUCUUCACUCUUAUCUGAUUCCCCAUCAUAUUUAAUGCCCUCCAUAUCGACACUUUUGUUCUGUUUUCACCAGUGCCUUAGGGCGUAGUCUUAUUAUUUCCACCCCAAACCAGCAUGUUUUUUCCGUUCACACCUUUUUAGCAGCACAUAUGUACAGUAUUUAUUUAUUUUCCGUUCUUUUGGCAAGGUGGUCGUGUUGUAGUAUCACGUGCGAGUCGUACUCUGGUAUCGUGGAUGUGGCUUGUGUAACGUCAGUGGAAAACGGGACAUCGUGUCUAAAGUCUGUCUUCACAGGAGUGUGUUCACUAACACUAACUGUUGAACCCUGUCAUAUCGUGGCUUACUCACUAUAAUCCAGUCUAAGAAUCCAUAUCGACAGAGACAAGGUGCUAUGUUUCAAUCCUACAGUGUUGGAUUGGUUUUGAUGCUUUUUUUUUUUUUUACACAUUUGCUUUUGUUUUGUUUUUGAGUGACGAAGAAACACAGGCUGAUAAUAAAACUUGCCAAAAGAACUUAUUUUUCAGCGGAGCUUUACGAUAACAAUUUUGUUUUCCUGUAAGUUAAUAGAGAAGCAAAUCAUAUUUUGAGGGUAUUUAAUCUUUGAAGUGUGUAUGCACAUGUCGAUUUGAAAUAAAAUGAAAUGUGUAAACAUAGGUUUUUCAUUUAUCAUUUGAACCUUCACCCUUCAGUGUUCAUCAAAGGAAAUGAGGUAACAAACCUACAAAUAUUAACAAUAAAUUCUGCCCUUUUCGUUCCCAGGAACAAUGUUCCAAACUGGGUAAAUCAGGGUGCGUCGAGUCUUCUAUGAGGCCACAAAAACGCACACCCAAUCUGUUUCAAAGUGGUCUUAGAUUGUAUGGUAAUUCUCAAAGUGUACUUUUAAAACUCCCUUUGUAGGAUUAGCCUAAUAUCAUUGCAGAAUAUUUACCACCCAUUUGCCAGAUGUUGUUUUUCUUUGUAGUACAGGAACGUGGUACUUGGCAUUGUAAAAAAGAUUAUAAGCACAUUUUUCUAUAGUUUGCAUUUGGUUUUUUAUCAUGAAAACAUGGGUACUUUAUGGGUGAACUAUCAAAUCUAAAAAAAGGAAGUGAACAAACAAAACAAGUUCUUGACUAUUUGAAAAUGCAAUAUAAAUCAAGAAAAUAAGUGAGACAGGCUCAAGCCAAUGCGCUGCUACCUUUUUUUUUUACCUUAAAGCAGGCUUAGCUAUAGUCAGUUUAUGCUGUACGCGUUCCGCCGCUGUUUCUGUUUCCCUUCCCGGGCGACGGUAGAACCAUGCCCUAAACGACCUCCCCUGCGACCUCUGGACCCACGGGAUCCCCUGGAGCCUCUGGACCCACUGGAUCCCUUGGAGCCUCUGGACCCACUGGACCCCCUAGAUCCGCCACGGCCCGCUUUUCCUGAUCCACGGCCAGACCUGCUCCUUCUCACUCUGGUCUGUUAUCAGGAGAUGGCACAGAAAUGGAUGCAGGGUUAAAGAGGUGAGGAUUCAGAUUGGUUCGAGGUCGAGACAAUAGGGUGAAAGAUGUACAGAUUCAACAAUUUGUCACUGCUUAAAAUAAUGUAUUCCGCUUAAUAAAAUAAUUUAGUAUUCUUGAUGGUUACAUUUACUACUGCACUGUUUAAUUAACUAUUCGGGCAACUGCACACACAUCAUUACAUGUGAAUGUGAUGUUCUUCGUGAAUCAUCUGGAGAACAUCACAUCAUUACAUGUGAAUGUGAUGUUCUUCAUGAAUCGCAUGGAAAAGUUCACAUCAUUACAUGAGCACGUGAUGUUCUUCAUGAAUCAUAAGAAUAACAUUCUCAUCAGCUCUACAUAGAUACAUCUUUUUUUUUAAGUUUGGAUAAGCCUUACCAGGGUUGCCUCCUUGAUUGCAGCAUCACAGUUGAACUGAAAGCCUUGAAUGUCAGCAUCUUGGUUUAUGUAGCUCAGGGUGAAAUUGCAAUUCAUAAUUUUCUGGAAAAGACCAAAAUGUGGAAAUAGUUCAUUACAAUUUCAAAAUAACAUUGUCAUGUGAAUCUAACAUUACUAAAAAUACACGUUUUUCAAGAAAGGAUGGUUGUACAUGCUUACCCCGUUUUCCUUUAGUGGACAUUGCUGUCCGGGCAUGGAAGUGUUCACUUGGCUGCAGUCUAACUCUUGUGCAGGGAAUGUCAUUUUUCUCACUGACAUGGUGGACAGGUCCACACCCUCUGGAUAGACCUGUAUCAAAGAUAGACAUAGUUCACGUUAAUGCAAUAGUAGCCAUCUUUCAUUUCAGCAUUAAAUGGCAUUAUAGACAUGGCAUCAAGACAAAGUGCUGAAGCUGUUUUCUAUGCUUACAGUUUCAUCCCGAAGCUGGUCCAGCAGGGGGCGGAAGUUUUUCAGAGGAAAGAUAAAGGGGUCCGGGAUCAUCUGAGCCUCCGCCAGUAAGGUAACCGCAGCGAAGCACAACAAUCUCAUCUGAGUCGUCAUUUUCAGUUUGGCUUUGUGCUGAACAAUUCCGAACUCAACGAGAGCCUGAGCGGUUCUUAUAUAGCAGGCUUAUGACCGUUGAGCCACCUCGGUGAAACUUCCUGUGGCGUUAUGUUGGCCCAUUUUACGGGAAGCGUCCUGUUUUUUUUCUCUGUUUCAUUGGUAGGUCAAAAAAUGAAUGCAAGUCUGUCCCUGUUGCAAUUGUAAAGAUUUAAUUUGACAGAUUUUUGACAGAUCGUUU
This is a messenger RNA of Gadus chalcogrammus (walleye pollock), 8501 nucleotides long. RefSeq names its product autophagy related 9B (gene atg9b). The record is from RefSeq and is a predicted model, not a curated record. Gene Ontology annotation, biological process: protein localization to phagophore assembly site; autophagy of mitochondrion. Bases 1137 to 3581 code for a protein of 814 amino acids. Lineage: Eukaryota; Metazoa; Chordata; Actinopteri; Gadiformes; Gadidae. The transcript has 14 exons. Gene Ontology annotation, cellular component: autophagosome; phagophore assembly site.